CGUACUAUCACAAUCCAGACACUCCAUCUUCCUCCAGCCAGGCAAAGGGACCAACCUUCGUUUUACAUCCACUGUAAUUUAAUAUAUUCCCGCUGACAUACACUAAACCAGACUUAAAGGACCACAGUCAUGACGGACUCCAAAUAUUUCACAACAAACAAAAAAGGGGAGAUCUUUGAACUGAAGGCAGAGCUGAACAAUGAGAAGAAGGAGAAGAGAAAAGAGGCAGUGAAGAAGGUCAUUGCAGCCAUGACUGUUGGCAAGGAUGUCAGUUCUUUGUUUCCAGAUGUGGUGAACUGCAUGCAGACUGACAACUUGGAACUGAAGAAGCUGGUUUACCUCUACUUAAUGAACUAUGCCAAGAGCCAACCUGACAUGGCCAUCAUGGCCGUCAACAGCUUUGUCAAGGACUGUGAGGACCCCAACCCUCUCAUCCGGGCUCUGGCCGUCCGCACCAUGGGCUGCAUCCGGGUGGACAAGAUCACAGAGUACCUGUGUGAGCCUCUGAGGAAGUGCCUGAAGGAUGAAGACCCGUAUGUGAGGAAGACGGCAGCUGUUUGUGUGGCGAAACUUCAUGACAUCAAUGCCCAGAUGGUGGAGGACCAGGGCUUCCUCGACUCUCUAAGAGAUCUCAUUGCUGACUCAAAUCCCAUGGUUGUGGCAAAUGCGGUUGCUGCCCUGUCGGAGAUCAGUGAGUCUCACCCCAAUAGCAACCUGCUUGACCUCAAUCCCCAGAACAUCAACAAGCUACUGACAGCCCUCAAUGAGUGCACAGAGUGGGGACAGAUCUUCAUCCUGGACUGUCUGUCCAACUAUAACCCCAAGGAUGAGCGCGAGGCCCAAAGCAUCUGUGAGCGUGUCACUCCCCGGCUGUCUCAUGCCAACUCAGCAGUGGUGUUGUCGGCUGUCAAGGUGCUGAUGAAGUUCUUAGAGCUGCUGCCCAAGGAAUCCGACUACUACAACACCUUGCUGAAGAAGUUAUCCCCACCACUGGUCACCUUGCUCUCCGGAGAGCCGGAGGUCCAGUAUGUGGCUCUGAGGAACAUCAACCUCAUUGUCCAGAAAAGGCCUGAGAUCCUGAAGCAGGAGAUCAAGGUGUUCUUUGUCAAGUACAACGACCCUAUCUAUGUGAAACUGGAGAAACUGGACAUCAUGAUCCGCUUGGCCUCUCAAGCCAACAUUGCCCAGGUCCUGGCUGAACUGAAGGAGUAUGCCACAGAGGUGGAUGUUGACUUUGUGCGCAAGGCUGUACGAGCCAUCGGACGUUGUGCCAUCAAAGUGGAGCAAUCAGCUGAGCGCUGUGUCAGCACCCUGCUGGACCUGAUCCAGACCAAGGUCAACUAUGUGGUUCAGGAGGCAAUUGUGGUCAUCAGGGACAUUUUCCGCAAGUACCCCAACAAGUAUGAAAGCAUCAUUGCCACGCUGUGUGAAAAUCUGGACUCUCUGGAUGAGCCCGAUGCUCGGGCUGCCAUGAUCUGGAUUGUUGGCGAGUAUGCAGAGAGGAUCGACAAUGCUGACGAGUUGCUAGAGAGCUUCCUUGAGGGUUUCCAUGAUGAGAGUACUCAGGUCCAGCUCACUCUGCUGACUGCCAUUGUGAAGCUGUUCCUUAAGAAGCCAUCAGAGACUCAGGAGUUGGUGCAGCAAGUCCUCAGCCUGGCCACUCAGGACUCUGACAACCCUGACCUUCGUGACAGGGGCUACAUUUAUUGGCGCCUUUUGUCAACUGACCCCGUGACUGCCAAGGAGGUGGUGUUGUCAGAAAAGCCCCUGAUCUCAGAGGAGACAGACCUGAUUGAGCCUACCCUGCUGGACGAGCUCAUCUGCCACAUUGGCUCUCUGGCCUCUGUCUAUCACAAACCCCCCAGUGCCUUUGUGGAGGGCAGCCACGGAAUCCACCGGAAACACCUCCCUGUCCAGCACAGCAGCAUUGAUACAGGUGAGAGCCCAGUGAGCAGUGGGCCAGCAGCUGCCAUGGACCAGCCACAUGUUAUCCCCAGCCAGGGUGACCUGCUGGGUGACCUGCUCAACCUGGACCUGGGCCCUCCAGUCAAUGUGCCACAGGUCUCCUCCAUGCAAAUGGGUGCAGUGGACCUUCUGGGAGGAGGCCUGGACAGCUUGCUGGGGGGAGACCUGGGCGGAGGUGUUGGGGGAAGUCCAGCAGUGGGACAGAACUUCAUCCCCUCAUCUGUCCCCAGUACUUUUGCUCCAUCACCUACACCAGCACCUCCGGCUGUCAGCAGUGGCCUCAACGACUUGUUUGAGCUCUCCACAGGCAUGGCCAUCACCACUGGAGGCUACAUAGCCCCAAAAGCAGUCUGGCUGCCUGCAGUGAAAGCCAAGGGACUGGAGAUUUCUGGAACCUUUUCUCGCCGCCAGGGUCACAUGUACAUGGACAUGACCUUCACCAACAAGGCCCUGCAACACAUGACCGACUUCGCUAUCCAGUUCAACAAGAACAGUUUUGGGGUGAUCCCCACCAGUCCUCUGCCCAUUCACACUCCUCUGAUGCCCAGCCAGAGUAUUGAGAUCUCUUUGCCUCUCAACACCAUUGGGCCAGUCAUGAAGAUGGACCCACUCAAUAAUCUGCAGGUGGCAGUGAAGAACAACAUUGAUGUCUUCUACUUCAGCGUACUCAUCCCUCUCAAUGUAUUCUUUGUUGAGGAUGGAAAAAUGGAGCGACAGGUGUUCCUGGCUACAUGGAAAGACAUACCCAAUGAGAAUGAGCUACAGUAUCAGAUAAAGGAGUGCCACCUAAAUGCAGACACAGUAUCAGGGAAGCUGCAGAAUAACAACAUCUACACCAUUGCAAAGAGAAACGUAGAAGGACAGGACAUGCUGUACCAGUCCCUCAAGCUAACCAAUGGCAUCUGGAUCUUGGCUGAGCUCCGCAUCCAGCCUGGCAACCCCAACUACACGCUGUCUCUCAAGUGUCGGGCACCUGAGGUUUCUCAGUACGUCUACCAGAUGUACGACUCUGUGCUGAAGAACUGACCUGCUCUAACACUUAACCACUCUGCUUCAUCCUUACAGCAAACAGCAGUGUUUUGUCUUUUUCUGUCACCUGCACAGCUUACUGCCAAAACAAGGGAAUCCAGACAGUAAAUGAUGGAUACGGCAUAAGUUUUGAAUAUUGGAAUAUUUUCCCUCUGAGUGAAUCAAUGAGGCAAAUCUCACCAUACUGUAGUUCUGUAUAAUUUACUGAAGUUAAACAUACUGUUGAUGUUUCCUUUAUUUUGGCAGUUGAAGGCAUUACUGAAUUCUCUUACUAGACUCCCCAUUUCGAUUUUUACUUCCCAGUGAAAACGUGUCUAUCAUUCCAUCCUUAACUUAGUGUCUUAAUGUUGUUAAGAUGUGAUGAUGAGGUGAAACUGUCCUGAGUGGAAAAAAAAUCUCCCCACUUUCCAUGAAGCCAUUGUUUUUUGAUUUUAUUUUAUGCGGUGUGGCUUCUUUUGGUUUGGGUUCAUCUUUGAUACUGGCUUAGCUUCAGUUGUACCCACAUAAUAAUACCAGUGUUAAUUUGUUCCUUUUGUCUUUAAUGUAUGAAGAGUUAAACCAGUAAUGUGUUUUUCUGUUCUACAGCAGGUUAGACUCCUGGAGGUCAUGGUUUACGAUUACUUCCAGAGACAUGCUCAAAAAAAAAAAACAUUAUACAUCAUUGAUCAGCAGAUUUAUUGCUGUUUUUCCUGUCAUGACUUUAGCGCAGCUUGUUGUAUGUAAUAGGAUUACUUACAUAACUUUAGGCAGAAAUGUUACUUGUUCCACCAUGAAUGAAACAUUGCACAAUAAUUGGAAAGCUUUAGGUGAAAUUCCAAAAAGUUGGAAAAAGAAAAUUUAGACCAGAGAUUACAUAAGUAAUAGCAUUUUACUGCUGCUUCCCACCUGUAAAUUAUCUUACCCACAUGAAUGUUUUUCAUUAAUCUGAUGUUUUUUACUCGUGCCAUUUGUGGUCUAUCUGGCAGAGUGAAGGCAUGUAGCGUUGGAUGGCUACAGUGUGCUAAUGCUCUGCAGGUGGUAAAACAGUUCCUGCCGAGGUCUUUAUGACAAAGAUCUCUUUCCAUCAGCCCUCACCACAUGCUGUCUUGAUUGGCACUCCACCUACUGAGAAACAUCUCUAAAUUCAAAAAACAAACAAAACCUUACACCAUGUGGAGCAACUUCAGUGGAACUGCUCUGGCAUAAUAGAGCUAAUUUUUACAUAGUUAUAGUCAAGUCGUGUUAAAGACUGUAGAAUACAUUCAGUGUAGUGAGUAUGUCUGCAGGCUAUGUAAAUGAAGGGAUACAAACCUCCAGUAGAACAGACAGUUAGGAGGCUUCUGACUGGCAAGUAGCGUACAGUACAUUUGUGGGUUUAAAUUCCUGGACAAAAUUGCAAGGUUGCCGUUAUUUUAAACUUGUACGUCUACGCUUAUUAGCUCGGAACCACUACACAAACCACAGCAGCUAUUGUUUAUGUGUUCACACACCAGUGCCACUCCAAUUUAAGAAUGAUAUUUGCUAAUUGAUUUCAAAUGUAUUUUUUUUACAAUAGCCCCAUUUACUGCAACCACAUAGUUGUACACGGCUUUAUUCACCCGUAUUGUCAUUCCUAUUUAUUAUGCAUCUACCUCUGCGUUAAUUUUGCAGUAGCUUCAACCCUGUAAUGUGCUUUAAAUGUUUUUAGCUUUUCUUUUGAUGCCAGUAUUGUUUUUGUAAUCUUCAUGCUUUUGUUGUCAAGCCAGUCUAAACCUGUGGCAAGUCAGCCAAACCAGUCUCACAGGACCAAGAAUUCAAACAAAUUAAAUGCCAAGUUCAUGUUUUAAUACCCUAGUGUCAAUAUAACCUUCUAAUGUUGGUGUUGUGUGUGCUAUAGAACAUUAGAGUGCAUACACACUAAGACCCAGAGUUGCCCUAGUACAUUGUAGUCUAGUGAUGGUGGUAGUUAGUGUAGCUAAUAAAUUAAAUUGUUUUGGUAUUGCCCUGAAAAUGAAAUGAAGCCUUUCCUCUAUCUAUUCAACAGAAAAGGCUUUUUUCAGCGCAUCAGUUGUGUUGGUGACACUAUUUUCAUACAUGAUAUUGUAAAAAUACAUUUAUGUGCCUGCAUGAGCUCACUGUCCAUUUUAUUCUUUUUCAUUUAGGCUGUGGAUUUGCUCCAUUUAAAAACUAAUCUCCCAACUUCAUGUCUCUAUUGUAGAUCUCAUGUUUUUUAAGCAGCAUUGUCUCUAGGACUCCCACAUACAGAAGUCUAUCCAAAACUGUUGCCAGCAAUAGAGAAUUUAUGGAGAGAGCUACCAUACCAUCUUAUGAAAUGGAAUAUUUCUAGCAUCAUUGCUGUAACCCUGUUGUAAAUGAUUUGUUAUUGAAACAGUACCACAUCUUAUGUCAAUAAAUUGUGAAACUCA
Xiphias gladius (swordfish) is the source of this 5378-nucleotide messenger RNA. It is a transcript of the gene ap2b1, whose product is annotated as adaptor related protein complex 2 subunit beta 1. Gene Ontology annotation, cellular component: membrane coat; clathrin adaptor complex. Gene Ontology annotation, molecular function: clathrin binding. Lineage: Eukaryota; Metazoa; Chordata; Actinopteri; Istiophoriformes; Xiphiidae. The transcript has 22 exons. Bases 130 to 2991 code for a protein of 953 amino acids. Gene Ontology annotation, biological process: vesicle-mediated transport; intracellular protein transport. The record is from RefSeq and is a predicted model, not a curated record.